AUGGAAGACCAAUCCCCAACCCCAUCCCCACCGCCACCAUCACCUCCGCUCAAUACAUAUACGUUAACAGCAUCUUCAGUGUCUUACACCAAAUUGACCACAACAACACCUACUUCCCUUACUGGCUAUUUCCUUUUCAAACCUUGCACUUCAACGCCCCCAACUUACAUCCUCCGGGAUGUCUCCUUCACCGCCAACCCCUCACAAAUCCUUGCCAUUGUUGGCCCAAGUGGAGCCGGAAAGUCCACUCUCCUCGACAUUCUAGCAGCGCGAACAUCACCAACAAAUGGCACUCUUCUACUCAAUUCCACUCCGAUAAACUCUUCUUCAUUUCGAAAGCUUUCUGCUUAUGUUCCUCAGCAUGACGCAUGCUUGCCAUUACUCACUGUAGCUGAAACUUUUGCUUUUGCUGCUCGGCUUCUUGUUCCUAAAACAUCAGAUAUUGGCACCAUUGUCACAUCUCUUCUAUCAGAGCUAAGGCUAACGCACUUGGCUAAUACCAAGCUCGCUCAUGGGCUGUCGGGUGGUGAGUGCAGGCGUGUUUCAAUAGGUCUAAGUCUCCUCCAUGACCCUUCUGUGUUACUACUUGAUGAACCCACUUCAGGCCUUGAUAGUACUUCAGCUUUCAAUGUAAUGCAGAUCCUCAAAUCAAUAGCUGCUUCACGUCACCGCACUGUUGUUUUAUCCAUACAUCAACCAAGCUUCAAGAUUCUUUCCACCAUUGAUAGAAUCCUCUUGCUAUCAAAAGGGACUGUGGUGCACCAUGGUACACUUUUUUCACUUGAAGCAUUCUUGCAGUCCAAUGGGUUUACCGUCCCUCCUCAGCUCAACGCCCUCGAGUAUAUCAUGGAAAUACUAAACCAGCUGCAUGAGAGCAAACCAAUUACACCGCCAUCACUUCUUCCAUCACCAGAAGACUCUGCAACUCCUAACAAUAAUGAAGCAAGUGAUAUCAGGUACCGAAGCUCAAGACUACAUGAAAUCUGCUCUUUAUAUAACAGGCUUUGGAAGAUUAUUUACAGAACAAGGCAGCUUCUUUUAACCAAUGCAUUAGAAGCUCUUAUCGUGGGUCUUGUUUUAGGAACAAUCUACAUUAAUAUUGGUUAUGACAAGGAAGGUAUAGAAAAAAGGUUUGGUCUCUUUGCCUUCACUCUCACCUUCCUUCUCUCCUCUACAACUGAAACCCUUCCAAUCUUCCUUAAUGAAAGGCCAAUUCUGCUGAAGGAAACUUCAAGUGGGGUUUAUAGACUCUCGUCUUACCUCAUAGCCAAUACCCUUGUCUUCUUGCCAUAUUUGCUUGCCAUUGCGAUCAUAUAUUCAACCUCUGUCUACUUCUUAGUGGGUCUAUGUGCUUCAUGGCAAGCUUUUGCUUACUUCGUUUUGGUCGUUUGGAUCAUAGUUCUCAUGGCAAAUUCUUUUGUCCUCUUCUUGAGCUCUCUUGCACCAAAUUAUAUAGCCGGCACUUCACUUGUAACAAUACUUCUUGGUGCUUUUUUCCUCUUCUCUGGUUACUUCAUCUCCAAGGAUAGCUUGCCCAAGUACUGGCUCUUCAUGCACUUUUUCUCAAUGUACAAGUACGCACUUGAUGCCCUCCUUAUCAAUGAGUAUUCUUGCCUUGUAUCAAGGUGUUUUCUUUGGUACAAUGAAACCAAGACUUGCAUGCUAACAGGAGCUGAUGUAUUACAAAAGAAAGGGCUCCAUGAGAGGCAGAGAUGGACAAACAUCUACAUCUUGGUUGGGUUCUUUGUGUUCUAUCGUGUGCUUUGUUUUCUGGUUUUGAUCAGAAGGGUUUCAAGAUCAAAGAAAUGAAGACUAUACAGAAAUUAGGCAUCAACUGUCACAUUUAAUUUUUUUUUUAAAUUUUCGCCUUUAUUUUCUGUGUUAUGUCCCAUUCCUUCUAUCCCUUAUUCACAAAUCAUAGUCACUGUAAUGGCUGCUUUGGAUAUUUCAUUUUAUUUAUCAAACAAGUAAAACUUCAAACUCAAUUAUGCUAUAAAUUAGGUUUGAUUCUCCAUGCAUGUUAACAUGGGGCAGAUACUUUAAA
Messenger RNA from Durio zibethinus, 2044 nucleotides. NCBI's taxonomy places the organism in Eukaryota, Viridiplantae, Streptophyta, Magnoliopsida, Malvales, Malvaceae. The record is from RefSeq and is a predicted model, not a curated record.